UCUAGACGGUAACUAGUCUAGUGUCUAGUGAGACUAGACUGUACUAACUGUAGUCACGUAGUGUCAAUACCGGCGCAUUUCAUGCUCGUAUGAUAAUUUUAAAAAGUCAACACUUCAACACACACAGUCACUAAGUCAGUCCCACUCGCAACACUCUAUAAACUCUAUAUAGUACUCUACUACUACUAUAGUAAUAGUUAAGAUGUCAGAAGUGGAUGUAAAUAAAAUCCAUGUUGAUUGGAUGUACAAAGCGUUGGAAUUGGCGGAAAAGUCUCUGAAUGCUCAAGAAGUUCCUGUUGGGUGUAUAAUUGUCUACAAUGAUCAAAUUAUAGCUGACGGUGGAAAUGAAGUGAACGAAACAAAAAAUGCGACAAGGCAUGCAGAGAUAAUCGCCAUUGAGAAAGUCAGAGACAUGUGUCAGAAACAAAAUAUAGCUGAGAAAGAUGUCUUUGCUAAUGCAACUCUUUAUGUUACAGUUGAACCCUGUAUUAUGUGUGCUGCUGCUCUGAAAAUAAUGGGUGUACCUCUUGUUGUGUAUGGCUGUGCUAACGAACGAUUUGGUGGCUGCGGAUCAAUUUUAAAUAUCGCUAGUGAUAAAAGCCUCUCUCAGGAUUCUGGUUCUUGUUUCGAUGCUAUUGGAAAUGUUCUUGCUGACAAAGCCGUUGAUUUACUGAAAACAUUUUAUAAAGGGGAAAAUGUAAACGCGCCAGAUAACAAAAGGAAAAAGAAAUCUUAACUCGUUAAACCGGUUAAAUAAAGGCUUAUCGUCAUUGCCUAAUGCAAUAUACAUAAUCCAUUCCACGAUAUUUUAUCAGGCCAAUGAUAAAAUGGUGAAGAUUUAGUUGGUUGAUGUACAGCCUGACAGAGACAUGAAUAGAUCCCCACGAUACCUUGGAUUGGGGAACAAAAUGGCUGAAGGAAGGGAUCAGAAACAUCACUUAGCUGUGACAGAACUUAAAUCAGAAACAGUACCAGUACAUUGUGAUGGUGUUGCCUGUUAUGUCAUGUCACUAACACAGCCUACAAGUGGCCACUUUGGGAAGUAAAAAAGUAGCAACAAAAAAGCUUUUGUUUAUUAUAUGUGUAUGUUGUUCUAAAAAAAAGUAUAUAUGUGUAUGUUGUUCUAAAAAAAGUAUAUUAUAUGUGUAUUUGUUUCUAAAAAAAGUAUAUGUGUAUGUUGUUCUAAAAAAAAGUAUAUUAUAUGUGUAUUUGUUUCUAAAAAAAAGUAUAUGUGUAUGUAAUUCUAAAAAAAAAGUAUAUGUCUAUGUUGUUCUAAAAAAAGUAUAUUAUAUGUGUGUUUGUUUCUAUAAAAAGUAUAUGUGUAUGUUAUUCUAAAAAAAAGUAUAUGUGUAUGCUGUUCUAAAAUAAAAUGACAAAGUCAUUAUAUGUUGUGAGCUUAACUGAAAUAUAUUAAAAUGCAUGGCUACUCUUUCCAUGGUAGCUGUCACUCAA
Messenger RNA from Biomphalaria glabrata, 1452 nucleotides. RefSeq names its product tRNA-specific adenosine deaminase 2-like. The record is from RefSeq and is a predicted model, not a curated record. Gene Ontology annotation, cellular component: cytoplasm; nucleus. Gene Ontology annotation, molecular function: tRNA-specific adenosine-34 deaminase activity; zinc ion binding. NCBI's taxonomy places the organism in Eukaryota, Metazoa, Mollusca, Gastropoda, Planorbidae. The transcript is spliced from 2 exons. The coding region runs from base 203 to 736 and encodes 177 amino acids. Gene Ontology annotation, biological process: tRNA wobble adenosine to inosine editing.